This is a messenger RNA of Babesia bovis T2Bo, 687 nucleotides long. RefSeq lists its product as uncharacterized. The transcript has a single exon. The coding region runs from base 85 to 687 and encodes 200 amino acids. The record is from RefSeq and is a predicted model, not a curated record. NCBI's taxonomy places the organism in Eukaryota, Apicomplexa, Aconoidasida, Piroplasmida, Babesiidae.
GGUACACAUCGUCGUGAAUUAUCUCAGAUUGGCAUAUAUAUCGCAAUAGAAACCUAUGAAUAAGAUUACAUCAGAGAACCAUAGAUGAAUAAUCCACAGCAAAUGAAUAGUAAUGAAAAGUAUGAUCUCGACGCCGUGACCAGACGCAUGCUACAAGAAGUCGCCGAUGUCUUUGCAACUAACUGCAUAACACCCUGGCAAGCAAAAGACAUUGGCGAGCAAUAUAUCGGGACAAUAAAAGCAGAUGAAUUCGUACAUGUAGCCAGGCAGCUGGGAUUGGUAUUUACCGUACAAGAAACUAGAGCAUUAUUAAGACAGUUCAAGAAGCAUCAUAUUGAUUAUAUAAAUAUAGACCAAUUUGUACAACUAAUCAAUAACAAAGUUAAACAGGACCGCGUAACCAUAAAGUUGGAUACAUUUACUACUCCUAGCAACAUUAUAGCGCAAAAACUGGAGGAUGUAUACAAUGUACUAGAUUGGCAAAAACAAAAUAAACUCACAACAACGGAUUUAAAACACUUUUUAGGUUCACUCAACGAAGGAGAAUUUGGACAAAAAGAUAUAGAAACACUAUUCAGGAAUGCAAAUAUUAAGCCUAAAAGAAACAUUACAAAGGAAGAAUUCGUCAAGUUGUUUGUUCCAAUCGAAGAUACUGCCUAUCUAUCACUAAAUGUCAUGCAUAAAUGA